Molecule: messenger RNA, 2177 nt
Organism: Pisolithus orientalis
Lineage: Eukaryota; Fungi; Basidiomycota; Agaricomycetes; Boletales; Pisolithaceae
Product: glycoside hydrolase family 47 protein
Exons: 10
Coding region: 225-2036 (603 amino acids)
Biological process (GO): carbohydrate metabolic process; N-glycan processing
Cellular component (GO): endoplasmic reticulum; Golgi membrane
Molecular function (GO): calcium ion binding; mannosyl-oligosaccharide 1,2-alpha-mannosidase activity
Source: RefSeq, a predicted model, not a curated record
UGUAUAUAACUUAUGAAUACGAGAAUUGGCCAAGCUGACACCUGCCACGCACACACCGGGUUUUCUCUGCUGCCCGAGGGUCUCCCCACCCAGACUUUGCAAUCGCUUUGCCUCUCCCGGUUUACAUCCUUGAGGCAGAGCGGCUGACACUCGGAGCCUUGGCCGCUCGAUCGUUGCUUCGCGUCUUCCCCACUCGGUUCUGAAGGUUAUUUAGACCUUGCAAGAUGGCUAUCUAUUCCUUGUUGCCAACCCACCGCCAGCCAGAACGUAUGCGAUCGUGGUGUAGCUCUUUUCAGACGACCCACCUCACAGGCAGACACUACGCCCGCUGGAUUGCUGGUGGGGUCACCUUCAUAGGAGUCCUCUGGUUCAUCGUGCUACCCUCUCUCUUCGGACGUGGCAAGUAUAUGGGACCUCCGUUCCAUGACUUGGGUCCACCCCCGCCUCCGCCUGCCCAGCAUCAUCCUGUCCUUCCUGAAUCCCCUCCUGAAGUCGAAAUUGAUUACCCUCCCCCGCAUCCCCCACAAAGCGCCCCCAAUUCCGCAAGGUCAGACGCUGUCAGAGACGCUUUUCUCCACGCAUACAACGGUUACACGCGGUAUGCUUGGGGGUUCGACGAACUGCGACCAAAAUCUGGUGGAAAAGCUAACACCUUCAACGGAUGGUCCAUCACAUUGUUAGACGCAUUGGACUCCUUAUGGAUCAUGGAUCUUCACGAUCAGUUCUACGAGGCCAUUCCUGCGGUGGCUAAUAUAACCUUCCUCACUGAGGAUAAAUUUGCUCCAUUUUUCGAGACUGUCAUACGUGCGUUAGGAGGAUUGCUCUCUGCCUAUGCACUUUCCGGAGAGCCCAUCCUUCUUACUCGCGCCGAUGACCUCGGAAAAGCCCUUUUACCUGUCUUCAACACCAAUUCUGGCUUGCCAAUGUAUGCCGUCAAUACGGCUACUGGUGCAACGAGGCCCGGCUGGAACGUCGACGCAUUCUUUGCUGAAAUGGCAAGUUGUCAGUUAGAGUACAAGUACCUUGCCCAUCUCACUGGUCGGACGGACUACUUCACUCGAGUGGAUCAUGUCAUCGACAUCAUGUACAAGCUGUCGCCGACUACCGAUCUCUAUCCAACGCAAUGGUCCAUCAAGCAGGGUAAGCCUGCUAAUAACGUACUCUCCGUUGGUGCUGCCGCCGACAGUGGAUACGAGUACCUUCUGAAGCAGUACCUCCUUACGGCCCGUUCAGAACCAAGAGUCAGAGAAAUGUACCUCAAAUCUGUUCGAGCGAUAAUCGAAAACUUGUUCUUCCUCUCUCCAAAUAGGAAGCUUCUCUAUGUCACGGACAUGAACAGAGGAACCGUAUCCCGCACCUUCGAACACCUUUCUUGCUUCCUUCCUGGAUUGUUGGUACUUGGUACCAAAAUGAUCGACAUGCCCCCAAGUGACCGCGAGUUGCACGAGUGGGCUGCACAGGGGUUGGCAUACACGUGUUACGUAUCGUACGCGGACCAACCAUCCGGCUUAGGGCCAGAUGAGAUGGUGAUGGACCCCUGGACUAUCAAUGACGGGUCCUCCGGACAAUGGAUCAGCCAUGUGAAGGCUUGGAUAGAGGAAGGGAAACCUGGCGGAGUCCCGCCCGGCCUUCAUGAACCUGCCCCAGCCAAGGAUGGAAGCGCUCAAGAUUAUCGUAUCAAGAAAACUGAUUACCUUCUGCGACCUGAGGUCGUCGAAAGUUUGUAUUUGAUGUGGCGAACAACGGGUGAUGAGCGGUGGAGGGAACGUGGUUGGGAGAUCUUCCAGUCUAUCGAAAAGCAUGCCUGGACCGUGUAUGGGUAUGCGAGUCUCCGUGGAGUAGAUCGCGAAACCCCGGCGAAGCUUGACGAAAUGCCAAGUUACUUCCUUGCUGAGACACUGAAAUACCUUUAUCUUCUUUUCGUGGAAGAAGAUAUCAUUCCCCUCGAUCGAUGGGUGUUCAACACGGAAGCGCACCCUCUCCCAGUUUUCGAGUGGUCGCAGUGGGAGAAAGUGCAGUACAAGAUACCCUUGUAGAACUCUCUUCUGUACUUGGAUUCAUUUUCAUUCGUGGUUGUUAUAUGGAGAUUUUACCCGGGUCAUCAAAAUCACGCUCUUUCUUGCUUACUCAUUUCCUUCUCUGCACACAGUAUCGUAUGUAUUGUUUUAGAGCUCCUU